This is a messenger RNA of Laccaria bicolor S238N-H82, 1428 nucleotides long. RefSeq lists its product as uncharacterized. The coding region runs from base 1 to 1428 and encodes 475 amino acids. Lineage: Eukaryota; Fungi; Basidiomycota; Agaricomycetes; Agaricales; Hydnangiaceae. The transcript has 6 exons. Gene Ontology annotation, biological process: protein phosphorylation; regulation of mRNA processing; spliceosomal complex assembly. The record is from RefSeq and is a predicted model, not a curated record. Gene Ontology annotation, molecular function: ATP binding; protein kinase activity.
AUGUUUGUUGUAGCUACCUCCCUUCGCACCGCUCUACGGAAGUCUCCACAUUGCAAGCUUGUCCUGUCACCUCUGUCGCAGUUUUGUGCUCCUCACUUUACUUUCAUGUCUACCUCUCUGGCUCCCAAUGUUAAACGACCUUUCGACGAGUCUUCCACCAGUGUGCGGAUCAACGACAAAGAGGAUGGCGAAGAAUUUGUUUGUGACGAAGAGCCACACAUGCUGUCACCUGAGCAAGGCUUUGGGUACUACCCUAUUGCCUUAGGACAGAAGCUGGGGGAGGGCAAGCUUGAGAUUGUGAGGAAACUCGGAUGGGCCGGUUAUUCCAGCGUCUGGCUCGCGCGCACACUCGGUCAUGUUAGAAAUGCAUACCCUGCGAAUUACGUCGCUGUCAAGGUUCUUACCGUCAACGCCACGGUCGGCGUGCUGGAUGGACUGCUGGUCGAGGCGAACUCUCUUAGAACCAUCAAAUCGGCCAAUCCUAAUCACCCGGGCUACAGACACUGCCUUCAUCUAUACGAUGCGACCUACGAUACAAGCUACCAUGGUCCUCACAUUUGUCUCGUCACCAACGUUCUUGGGGCAAACGUCAACAGCCUCCGAAGGUCGCAGCCCAACGGUCAGGGUGUCAUCCGUGUUGCUGUCACUAAACGCAUCAUCAAACAAACACUUCUCGCUUUGGACUACCUUCACAGCCAGUGCAACCUCGUGCACACAGAUCUGAAACCCGAUAACACUCUCAUUUAUAUUGACCACGAAGAUGCGGCUGUAACUCGUUUCCUCGAAGAAACGCCCUCCGCCACAUAUGAGCCUCGUAUUGAGCCCGAUUUAUCUCCUAGUCCUAUUAUCACGGUCAAAUCGCAGCCCCUCCCUAAUUUUGGUCUUCGAGAAGAUGCAAGCAACCUCAAUAUUUGUUUGAUCGAUUACGGUCACGCAACACCCGCCCAGGAACACAUACUAAAGCAGGUUCAACCUACUCUCCUCCGCGCACCAGAAGUUAUCCUUGGCCAUCCGUGGUCUACGCCCGUCGAUAUAUGGUCAUUGGGGUGCCUGGUAUUCGAGUACCUAACUGGUGUAGUUCUUUUUAAACUAUGGGAUUCCUCCUUCAUGAGUUUGGAGGAUGUUCACCUCCAGCGGAUCCUUGAACAUAUUGGUCCUUUUCCCUCUAGCUUUUUACAGGCUUGCCAACGUCGGCCAGAUUUCUUUGACGAACAAGGAUCGCUGCUUCGCGUGCAUAAUCUGUUCCCUCAAGCAAUAGAAAUAUGUCUCCGUGCAUAUAAGGUCAUGGAUGAGAAGGAAAUUGCGCCUGCUGCUAUCUUCAUUCGAAAGUGUUUGACCAUCGAUCCUCGCAUACGACCUACAGCCUCGGAGCUCUUGGAUGACAAGUGGCUCAAGGAUGUGGGAGAGGCUAGCACUAGAACACUGUAG